CGGCGGGGUCCGGGGGCAGGAGCCGCAGCCGGAGCCCGAGCAGGGCAGGAGGCGUCCCGGGCACGACCCCCUACAGCCGGCCAGGGCUGCGCGCGGGUAACGGCCGGACGCUCCCAGGUGCCGCGCGGGGAGGAUAUGCAGGUUUGCAGCAUGGAGGAACUCUAAUUGAAAGAAAUAUUGAGACAAGGCCUCUUUCAACAUGGAGACUGUUUUAUUUGAAGGGGAACCCGACAGAACUUCGAAUCAUGGUGAGAUCAAAGACUCUCAUGGACCAUCAACUGUGGUAACAAACAGUGAUGAAUCACACCUUCUGACUCCAGGAAAGAUGAGCCAGCGCCAGGGGAAAGAAGCACAUCUCACUCCAACCAAAGAUCUACUCCAGCCGACGCUCAGUCCAGGAACAGUCCACAGCCAUGGUUUUGAUAGAGGGAAAGAUGAUGUGUCACAAAGUAAAGAAGAUUCAGCACAUUCAAUGUCAAAAAGCAAGUCUGAAUCCAAGCUUUACAAUGGCUCUGAUAAGGACAUCUCCUCUACUUCAAGCAAGCUCACAAAAAAGGAGUCUCUUAAGGUUCAAAAGAAAAAUUACAGAGAAGAGAAGAAGAGAGCGACGAAAGAAUUGCUUAGCACAAUCACAGACCCAUCAGUUAUUGUUAUGGCUGACUGGCUGAAGAUUCGUGGUACAUUGAAAAGCUGGACCAAACUGUGGUGUGUGCUGAAACCAGGAGUAUUGCUCAUUUAUAAAACCCCAAAAAAUGGCCAGUGGGUGGGAACAGUGCUCCUGAAUGCUUGUGAACUCAUUGAGCGGCCUUCCAAAAAAGAUGGCUUUUGUUUCAAACUUUUCCAUCCCUUGGAGCAGUCCAUCUGGGCUGUUAAGGGUCCUAAAGGUGAAACGGUUGGUUCUAUAACUCAGCCAUUACCCGGCAGUUAUUUGAUCAUCCGAGCAGCUUCAGAAUCAGAUGGCAGGUGUUGGAUGGAUGCUUUGGAACUGGCUUUGAAAUGUUCCGGUCUGCUUAAACGUACGAUGAUUAGAGAAGGUAAAGAGCAUGACUUGAACUCUUCAGCAGAGAGCACACAUGUUUCUCUCUAUGGCUUAUUGCGUGCUAACAACUUACACAGUGCAGAAAGCUUUCCAUUAAAUGAUAGUGAAAUUGAAAGGCAUCACUUUAAAGAUCAAGAUGUGUACUCUGACAAAUCUGAUAAGGAAAAUGAUCACGAUCAUGAUGAGUCUGAUAAUGAUGGCCUGGGGAAAAGUGAAGAAAGUGACACUGACACAUCAGAGCGACAGGAUGACUCUUACAUUGAUCCAGAACCUGUUGAUCUUAUCAGGGAAACUACCUAUAUGGAACAGAUUCAUGAAGAACUUGGAGAGGCAGGGGAAGCUUGUCAAACAGAAACUGUGUCAGAGGAGAACAAAAGCCUGAUCUGGAUGCUGUUGAAACAAGUCCGACCAGGAAUGGACCUCUCCAAGGUUGUACUGCCUACGUUUAUCUUGGAACCUCGUUCUUUCUUGGACAAACUCUCUGAUUACUACUAUCAUGCAGACUUCUUGUCUGAGGCUGCUCUUGAAGAGAAUGCUUACAAUCGUAUGAAGAAGGUAGUGAAAUGGUAUUUGUCAGGAUUCUACAAAAAGCCAAAGGGACUAAAGAAACCAUACAAUCCUAUACUUGGUGAGACUUUCCGCUGCAUGUGGAUUCAUCCCAGGACAAACAGCAAGACUUUCUAUAUUGCUGAACAGGUGUCUCAUCACCCUCCGGUAUCUGCCUUCUAUGUUAGCAACCGAAAGGAUGGGUUUUGCCUUAGUGGUAGUAUCCUGGCCAAAUCCAAGUUCUAUGGGAAUUCAUUAUCUGCCAUAUUGGAUGGAGACGGUCGACUAAUGUUCCUGAAUAGGGGAGAAGAUUAUGUAAUGACCAUGCCAUAUGCACAUUGUAAAGGAAUUCUUUAUGGCACAAUGACUUUAGAGCUUGGGGGAACUGUCAACAUUGCAUGUGAGAAAACUGGAUACAGUGCAACAAUUGAAUUCAAACUAAAGCCAUUUUUGGGCAACAAUGACAGUGUUAAUCAAAUAUCAGGAAAAAUUAAACUGGGCAAAGAAGUUCUGGCUACUUUGGAGGGCCACUGGGACAGUGAAAUUAUUAUUAGUGACAAAAAGACAGAUGUUUCAGAGACCUUCUGGAAUCCAACAUCUGAGAUCAGGCAGCGCAGAUUAACAAGAUACAUAGUGAAAUUUGACGAGCAAGAUGACUUUGAGUCAGAGAAACUUUGGCAACAGGUGACUCGAGCUAUAACCAACAAAGAUCAGACAGAAGCUACUAAUGAGAAAUGUGUUCUGGAGGAUGCUCAGAGAAAGGCUGCCAAAGAAAGGAAACUGAAGGGUGAAGAGUGGACCUGCAAACUGUUUGAACAGGAUUCAGUCACAGGGGAAUGGCACUACAAAUAUGCAGAAACCAGACCAUGGGAUCCACUGAAUGAUAUGAUACAGUUUGAAAAAGAUGGUGCCAUACAAACAAAAGUCAGGCAUCGGACACCAAUGGUUAGUGUUCCAAAAAUAAAACGAAAGCCAACCAGUCAGUCGAAGAAAGGAGAGUGCGGAUUCUCUUCCCCAGAACCUGAUAACCAGGACUCCUCUGGAAGUGAAGCACAACUACUAAAGCAUAAUACAAGAAUCAGAAAGAAGGGGGCAGACCUUGGUGAACUACAAAGUGCCAUUGAAUCUAUAAAAGAAACCCAAGAAGACAUUAAGAGGGAUAUUAUGGCUCUACGGAACCGUGUUACUUCAAAUUCACCUCCACUGGAAAACAAUUUCUUGCAGCUUAAGCACUAUGUCUUUAUUUUUCUCAUGGUUCUGGUGCAACUUAUCAUCAAUUUCAUGUUCAAAUAGAAGGUCUGAACAAAAGACUUUUUGAACUGGAAUACUUACUGGGACCAUAUUUUAAGUUGGUUUGGACUUUAAAUGAUGCAAUAUUAUCUAAAAGAGCCCUGUAGUUAA
Mauremys mutica (yellowpond turtle) is the source of this 2986-nucleotide messenger RNA. RefSeq names its product oxysterol binding protein like 8 (gene OSBPL8). Gene Ontology annotation, molecular function: cholesterol binding. Gene Ontology annotation, cellular component: cytosol; membrane; intracellular membrane-bounded organelle. The record is from RefSeq and is a predicted model, not a curated record. Lineage: Eukaryota; Metazoa; Chordata; Testudines; Geoemydidae. The transcript has 24 exons. Bases 200 to 2878 code for a protein of 892 amino acids.